This is a messenger RNA of Pangasianodon hypophthalmus (striped catfish), 3761 nucleotides long. It is a transcript of the gene aldh16a1, whose product is annotated as aldehyde dehydrogenase 16 family, member A1. Gene Ontology annotation, molecular function: oxidoreductase activity, acting on the aldehyde or oxo group of donors, NAD or NADP as acceptor. Lineage: Eukaryota; Metazoa; Chordata; Actinopteri; Siluriformes; Pangasiidae. The record is from RefSeq and is a predicted model, not a curated record. The transcript has 17 exons. The coding region runs from base 376 to 2751 and encodes 791 amino acids.
CGUGGUGGGAGGAGCUUGUGAGUGACAGCGCUGCAGAACAGCACGUUUUAUUUCCGAAAUCCGUUAUUAGUGCGGUUUUUGUUCGUUUGUAAUUAAUUAAUUAAAGUUAUCAAAACUUGCUAUACUUUAAAACUUCGUAUAUUAAAGCGGUUCCGUUCUCAUUUCCGGUUGAAUCUGCGCUCUGUGUCGCUGCUUCAUUAGCGGGGUUUAGCUCAGAGAGCUACAUUAGCCUCAGGACUUCAGAGACUCUCACCGCUGUUUAUUAUUAUUAUUAUUAUUAUUAUUAUUAUUAUUAUUAUUAUUAUUGUUUCUAUAACUGUUAGGGUUCUAGAUAACAGACAGUUAAGCAGGUGUGAGUGUGUGUCAGUGUGUGUUAUGGCAGAGAGAAGCUCACACAGUGUGUACAACAUCUUUAAGUCCAUGGAGCUGGGACCUGGUGCUGAGAGUUCAGCUGUUACUGCAGGGUCAUGGUUGGAGCAGCACUCUCGUUCUCUCGGCCUGUUUAUUGACGGGAAGUUUGUGCACCCGGAUAACAGACAGACACUCACAGUUUCUGAUUCGAAAGGUGAGAAUUUGUGCAGCAUCUUGUGUGCUGAUGAUGAUGAUAUUUUGAGCUGCGCCUCUUCAGCUGCUGCAGGAUUUAAAGUGUGGAAGGAGCUGAGUGACAAUCGCAGAGCCAGAGUCCUGCUCAGGUUAGCGAGCGUACUGCAGAGGUACAGCCAGUGUGUGUGUGAAGUGUGUGAUCUGUGUCAGACUCCUGGCUCCGCCCCCGCGCUCGUCCGACUAGCACAGUAUUAUGCUGGCUGGGCUCAGCUCCGACACACACUCCUGCCUGAGUGGAACCCACGAGGUGUGGUUGCAGUGGUGAUGUCAGAUGAUGUCUUUUUCUAUUCCAUGUGGCUGAAGGUCCUUCCAGCUCUUGCUGUAGGUAAUGCUGUCAUUGUGGUUCCUGGAGUAAAAAUGGCUCCUCCCACCCUCCUAAUGGCUCAGCUGUUAAUGGAGGCGGGACUUCCUGCUGGUGUGCUGAACGUGGUGACGGGCAACGGAUCAGUGAGAGUCAAAGUGGCUCAGAACAACCAGAUCAGCUACGUCACCUACAGUGGGAGCAAACAGGAUGGAGAGCUGCUGGUGAAACAGAUGGCUGGGCGGGGCAUUCCUGUCUCUCUCUCCCUGUCUGUCUGCUCUGUGUGUCCGUUCAUCAUCUUUGAGACUGCAGACGUGGACAGCGCUGUGGACGGACUGAUGGACGCGGCUUUCAAAAACUGUACUGAGUGGAGGUGGGUGGUGUGUGUGCAGGAGUCGGUGUAUGAUGCCGUGGUGGAGAAGCUGAAGUUCAGGAUGGCUGGAAUGAAGUGCGUUCGUGUGAGUGAUGAGUGUGAGAGAGGGCGAGUGGACGCUGCAGUGCGGGAGGCGGAACAGCAGGGGGCGACGUUGAUCCAGUCCUGUCCUCCACCCUCCUCUGGAUGUGUGUAUCCCCCCACAGUGGUGUGUAACGUGGCUCCCUCCUGCUCCUCGGUGGUGUCUCCUCCGCCCGGCCCCGUCGUGCCCCUGCUGUCCUUCAGGAGCGCUGCAGAGGGAGUGGCUUUGGGAAACUGCAGACCUCAUGGUCGAGCUGCUUCCAUCUGGACUGAAGAUCUGACACUGGCUUUGGAGACUGCAAAGAGUCUGUGUGUGGGUUCGGUGUGUGUGAACACUCACUCUGUGACAGAUCCGUCGCUCCCACAGUCCGGACGGAGAGAAAGUGGAACCUGCACUGACGGAGGUCGAGAGGGUCUGUAUCAGUUCCUGAGUGCGUCUGUGCCUCCGCCCCGCUCUGAACCCAUCUCUCUGGACUACACCAAGUUUGGUACUGCAGCAUCCAGGUUCCUGGUGCCGGAUGGUUCUGAUCCGUCCAGUGUCGCUCGCUCCUGCACUCACUUGGUAGGGGGGAAGGUGUGUAAAGCUGAAUCAGGCUGCAGUAGGGCAGUGCAGGCUCCAGGGGGCGCUGUUUUGGCUCACUGUCCUGAUGGUGGUAGGAAAGAUGUCCGUAACGCAGUGGACGCCGCGCUGAAGGUCCAGCCGGGAUGGAUGAAGAAAAGCCCGGCGGCUCGAGCUCUCGCCCUCUACUCCCUCGCUAACAGUCUGGACAAAAGAAAGCAGGACGUGGCCGCGUCAAUCCACAAUCAGACCAGUCUCUCUAUGGAGGAGGCAGCUCAGGAGGUGGAGCUUAGCAUCUCCAGGCUUUCUGAUUGGGCUGCACGGUGUGAUAAGCAAAAUGGACACAUGCCACUCCUUCCUCACACUGGCUCCGCCCUCUCAACCCCAGAGGCUUUAGGAGUUGUGGGCGUGGUCCUGCCUGACACUAAGCCUCUUCUCUCCAUGGUAUCCGUUCUGGGGGCAACUGUUUCCAUGGGCAACGCCAUCGUCAUGGUGCCAAGCGAGAAGUUUCCUCUUCCAGCUCUCGAUUUCAUUCCGGUUCUCCAGGCGUCUGACAUUCCUGUGGGCGUGGUCAGUGUCAUCAGUGGUGGAAAGGAUCAGCUGACUCAGGCUUUGGCCAAUCACAAUGAGAUCCAGGCCGUGUGGUACUGGGGCAGUGCGGAGGGCCGUCAGUUCCUGCAGCACUGCAGUCCUCUGAAGCGUCUGUGGCUGCACUGUGAGGAAGAGGAGGAUGAAGAUGGAAGAAAAUUCUGGACCGAGCCAAGUCUCUCAAUGCAGGAGGAGAUGUGGAGAGAGUGUGUGGUGUGGAAGAGUGUGUGGAUCCCCACCGCUUAGACACACACACACACACACACACACACACAGUCAGAGAGAAAUGAGCAGUGUGUGUGUUUACUGUUAAUGCAUCUUUAGAAUUAAGAAAUAAAAUAAAUCGGGGUUAGAAGCAUAUUCGAGUAAAUAUAGUGGAUUAUUAAAUCAGAAUUUUCUCAUUGAGAGUUUGGAAGGUCGAGUUCUGAGUUUUAUAUAAAUCACAGAAAAACGGAGCUGAUUCAGCUUUUUGAGGACAAAAUGUUCAAGUGAAAGUUUUUUCAGUAAAUUUUGUUGCAAAACUCUGUCACAUUUUGUUAAAAUUCAAUUCAAUUAAUUUUUAUUUGUAUAGCGCUUUUUUACAAAGGUCAUUGUCUCAAAGCAGCUUUACACAAACAAAAGUACAGUGAAGUGUGUGACGUCUCUGAUGAGCAAGCAGGGCGAAUGUUAAAACUUUUUGGCCACAAAUAUAUAAAAUCAUUUAUCCUCUCGUUUAUCCCAUGGGAACUUCAGCAUGUGAUUUGCACUUCAGACAUUCCAGAAUAAAAAUGUGCAGCUGUAAUUUUAUUUAUUUGUCCAGUAACACAUCGGUACUUAAAUAACUGUAGACCUGAGACUGAAGAAAAAGCUGUAAGUCUACGUUUAAUAUAAUUAGUGCAAAUUAAUUACAAAUUAAUUAAAUUCUUACCAUUAGUGUUUCUAUUCUGACUUUCUUAUAUUACAUUAUUACAUCUAAUGUAAAGUUUAAAUUUAAAUAAAUCAUAUGAUAUUACAGAACAGGCCAGACUCGGGUUUCACUGUUCAUGAUUACUGCUGUAGAUUUUUCCAGAUCUUUGUCACCGUCUGAUUAAUGAACAGAAACAGUUUUGAGAAGAAAUGAAAAAGUUUCUGUACCGCUUUUACUAUGUUCAUAGAUUUUGUAAUUGAAACCAAUCCACACAGUAUUUAACCUGCUGUGAGAAUCUUAUAAAAACUGAGAAAGCUGUAACGUUCUAAUAAUGUCAUUCUACUUCAUCAUUAAAUGAUUAAGGAUGCGA